Messenger RNA from Lotus japonicus, 3336 nucleotides. Its product is annotated as sister chromatid cohesion protein PDS5 homolog C. Gene Ontology annotation, biological process: mitotic sister chromatid cohesion; DNA repair. The coding region runs from base 293 to 2923 and encodes 876 amino acids. The transcript has 13 exons. The record is from RefSeq and is a predicted model, not a curated record. NCBI's taxonomy places the organism in Eukaryota, Viridiplantae, Streptophyta, Magnoliopsida, Fabales, Fabaceae. Gene Ontology annotation, cellular component: nucleus; chromatin.
UUUGCCGAAAAUCAAUCUCCCCAAAACACAACACACUCACUUUACUCUCUCUCUCUCUCUCUCUCUCUCUCUCUGUUGUUUUUCUGUUGUGAGUUUCUCACUUUCUCUCGCUACUCCGUUUCUCUGUUUCGCAAACGCGAGAAACAGUUGAAAAACCCUAGCUAUCGUUUUCGUUUUCUGUGUGUGUUGGUUUGAAUCUACUUCAAUUGGAGGGGUUUUAGGGUUAGGGUUUCGAUGGAGUGAGAGCGCGCAGCAAGAUCUACAACGAAGAACCACUCCAAACUCCUCGUCAAUGGCUUCCACCGAUAAGGAGCUUGAAAAGCAGCUACGAGAAGCUGGUAACAAGCUCGCAAAUCCUCCAUCCUCCGUCGACGACCUUCUUCGUCUUCUCGAUCAAGUUGAAAAUUGCCUAUUGAAGGUAGAACAAUCACCUCCCAAGUCUAUGCAAGAUGCGCUCUCUCCAUCAUUGAAGGCAUUAAUUGAUGAUAAACUUUUAAGGCAUUCAGAUAUUGAUGUCAAAGUUGCAGUUGCCUCGUGCAUCAGUGAGAUAACAAGAAUCACUGCACCUGAUGCUCCUUACGAUGAUGACCAAAUGAAGGCGGUCUUCCGGUUAAUUGUAUCUUCAUUUGAAAAUCUAUAUGAUGAUUCAAGCCGGUCAUGUGCAAAAAGGACUUCGAUUCUUGACACAGUUGCAAAAGUCAGGUCAUGUGUGGUAAUGCUGGAUCUUGAAUGUGAUGCCCUAAUUUCAGAGAUGUUUCAGCAUUUCUUCAAGACAAUAAGGGAGCAUCAUUCGGGGAGUGUUUUUGCAUCCAUGGAAACCAUAAUGAACCUUGUUCUAGAGGAAAGUGAAGAUAUAUCGUUGGACUUGCUCUGUCCAAUCAUAGACAGUGUAAAGAAAGACAAUGAGGAAGUUUUGCCAAUUGCUCGAAGGUUGGGGGAGAAAGUUCUUGAAAGUUCUGCAACCAGACUUAAACCCUAUUUAGUGCAAGCAGUUGAUGCCUUGGGUCUUUCUUUGGAUGAUUAUGAUGAUGUUCUUGCCUCAAUAUGCCAAGAUACAUCUGGUAACCUGGACCAAAAUGAUGUUACAGAGAAUUCAAAAGAAGCUGAACAACCUCAACAAGAUGAUCCUGUUGGUGACAGGUCUCCUAAGUCAGUCAUGAGUAAUGGCAUUGCACAGGCUGGAGAAGAUGAUGCUUUGGUAGAUUCCAAGUCCCUAUUGAAGCCAGAUGAUACUGAUUAUUCUGUUCAGUCCAAAGGUGAUAAUUUAUCAGGUAAUGAGAAGCCCAAUGAUUUGAACCCUGAAAAUGUUGAGAGCAAUGAACUAAAGCCAGUUCAACCAACGAAGAAGAGGGGAAGGAAACCUAGCACUUCAAAAAUGGCAGAGCCUUCUGAGGGUUCAUAUCUUGCUGAUGAGAAAGAUGCUGAGAAAAAAAUUGACUCCAAAAGUCAUAGCAAGGAUGUUCCUAGUUCUCAUAAGGGUGAUUGUGCUGAGGCUGCAGGACCUUCAAAGAAUAACAAAGAGGUUAAUGCCAAGAUUUCAUCACCUAAAGCAGGUGAUGGUGAAUCUGAUGCUGUUGCUUCUCCUUCACCAAGUGAGAGGACCCAUGAUGAUGAAAGCCGUUCAAAGAAACGUGGACGCACGAAAAAGAAAGAUAGCUCGGCAAAAGAAGUGGCUGCGGAAGAUGUUUCGCAAAAGGUGUCUGAAGGAACAUGUGAUUCAGAAGCAAAACCAACUAGGCCAUCAGCAAAAAAGGGACUUGGACGUGGCUCUGAUGUCAAAAUAACUACUGUCGUAGAUGCAGUAAAAAAAGGUAGUGGGUCAAAUGAUUUAGAUGUGAAAAAACAAUCUGCUAAAAAAACAGAAGAAAGAAACAAGGGUAGUGGUGGGUCAUCCUUGAGGCUGUCAGAGGACAAGAAACGGAGUGGACGGGGGAAAGGUAACCCUGAAAAAGCUCUUGCAAAAUCUUCCGCUAAAGAUGAGGAUGAGGAAAUGGUGUCUUUGCAAAAGUCAGCUAUGAAAUCAACCAAAGAACAUUUGGAGGAGACACCUAAGACAAAUUUGAAGAGGAAACGUACUCCAGGAAAAGAAAAUGAAUCUGAUAACAAGAAAUAUGGUGACGAGCUUGUUGGAACCCGUGUUAAGGUUUGGUGGCCAGAGGAUAAAGAGUUUUAUGAAGGUAUUGUCGAUUCUUUUGAUUCUUCCAGUAAGAAGCACAAGGUCUUGUAUGAUGAUGGUGAUCAGGAAACAUUAAAUCUUAAAAAGGAAAAAUGGAGUAUUAUUCAAGAUGAUGCUGAUUCAGAUGAGGAAGAAGCAAGAGGUGGUACCAGUCAUGAUGAUGCUUCCGCUGAUAUGCCACCCACAAAGAAAGGGAAGACAAGUGCUGGUGAAACCAAAAAGGAAGGAAAGAGGGAUUCUGCUUCUAAAAGUAGCGGAGGAGCCACAUCAAGUAAAUCAAAAGGGGCAUCCAUGAAGUCUAGCCAUAAGUCAAAGCCGGUUGGCAAAUCUGAGGAUGAAGUGGGUAGAAAAUCUAAGGAUAAUUCUCUGAAGAGAUGUGAUGAAUCUAUUGAUGCUGCACAAAAAAGCAAAUCCAAGAACACCGACAGUUCCAAGAUAAGCAGAUCAAAAGAUGACGUUAGCACACCAAAAUCUGCCAAGUCUAAGCAUGAAACUCCGAAGACUGGAAAAUCAAAGCAAGAAACAUCUAAGAUUGCUGCUGCUUCCAAGGCAAAAUCUCCCAAAAGUGGCAAGUCUAAUACCAAUGGCCCUGGGAAGGUGAAAUCUGUUUCGUUGAAGUCUACAGAUUCAGAGGAUGAGACCUCAGAUGAUUCAACCAGAGAGGUAGAAGACACAAAGGGUAAGACAUCAACUUCAUCGAAGGUUGGGAGUGAGGUCAAAAGUGGAAAGAAGCGUGGAAGAAACUAGAGAUGGUGUGUCCUUUAGCUGCUUUCUCGUUUUCUGCUUAUCAGUAUUUGAACAUUCCUUUCCUCAGUCGGGUCCCUCUAUUUAACCGUUUGUGGUAACCUCCUAAUUAUUGGUGGCAUUUUUAUCUGUAGUUAUGCUAGUUUAGCUGUCCUAGGAGUUAAGUAUCUAGCGUUCUUUUUGCCCACUUUCUAGGUGGAUUUCAUCUUAAGGUGGCAAAAGAAAACAUUUGGUUUAACACAGCCUUGAUGAGAGAUUGUUUUGGCACAUACUGAUAAUGGCUGGUUGGCAAUUUAGUACCUAUUUAUUUUGUAUCUGAAAGGUAUGCUGCACAGUAUGACUGUUAAAGCGUUGGGGGAACCAGCAGUAAGACUGCACUCUUUCGUACCUAUUUGUUUGAUUCACUGGUUUUGAAA